UCUUAUAAACUAUUUAAAGGCAGAUUAAAGUAGAAUCAAGCUAAUUUCAGUUGCAUUUUAAUUGUCGUUUUGGUUGUGCAGGUUUCUUGUUGAUGUUUUGAUCUACAUUUAAGGCGAUGCAGAAUUUCCCGUCCAAUUUGUCCGAUGAGCAGAAGCUGCGAUUUCUUUCGGCUAAUAAUCAGCUGAAACGGAAAAGCAGCACCGAAAAUGGUCCACAAACUGACCAUAAGUUUCGUGCCCUUUCUCAGCCCAGGAUCAUUAUAAUCGGGGCUGGUGCCGCAGGGUUAAGCUGUGCCCAACGUCUUCUGGACAACGAGUUCACGAACAUUGUUAUCCUUGAAGCACAAGAUCGAAUUGGAGGACGAAUAUGGAGUGAACAGAUUGACAGUGGUCACGUUGAAUUUGGAGCACAAUUUUUGCAUGGUAAAAACAUUCUCUAUGACGUGGCGGAGCAGAAUAAACUGAUUAAAGUCAUCACGCCACAUAAAAAGAAAGUCAUCGACCCUGUAACGGACCACGGAAGUGGCGGAGAGUUUCUUUUCGAUAUGGAUAUUGAUGCCAAGGCGUUUCCUCACUUGGAACAAGUCUUUAUUGAAACCUACAAUACUAUCAACGAGAUUGUGGAACAGUGCAAGUACGAUGGACCACAUACCGAUGACGAUAAACUAUCAUUUGGGGAUCUCGUGAAAGCAAAAUUCUGCCACUUUGUUAGCACCAAACACAACGAAACGGAUGACGUUAAGGCUUACCGCAUGUCGAUUUUCGGGUGGUUGGUUCGUGUCCAUCGUGCUGACAAUGCCUGCAAAAGCCUCAGUGACCUUUCCUGUUCUGAGUAUGCUGAAUAUGCCGGUGACCUGGUGAAUACACAGCUCUCGGCCCCAAUGAAAAGCAUUUUGGACCUCUGCACUGCGCGUGUACCACGAAAAAAAAUUAUGCUGAACAAAGCAGUGGAACAAAUCAAUUUCAAUCAGGAAAAUCCCCAUCCCGUUGAGGUUAUUUGUAAAGAUGGAGACGUUCUCCUGGCUGACCACUGUAUCGUCACCGCGUCUCUGGGAUUUUUGAAGAAGAAUGCCGAUACCUUCUUCAGUCCCUGCUUGUCUGAUGAGAAGACUGACGCGAUCGCUCAAGCGGGAUUCGGAACGUGCAAUAAGAUUUUCCUCCGCUUUGACGAAGCCUUCUGGGAGGAUCAAUAUGGAAAAACCGACGGGUUUCAGUUGCUGUACUUUGAUGAUUGCAACGAAAAUGAUGCCGACUUGGCUAAGCUUCCAUGGUAUCGAAGUAUCCACGGAUUCGACGUUUGCCCAACUGCUCCUAACACACUGGUUGGCUGGCUGGGUGGAUCUGAGCAGAAUCGCAUGAUGGAAACACUGACGGACGACGAAGUGGCCGACAGCUGUCAGCAACUGUUGCAGAAAUUUUUACGAAAAUGCACAGUGCCUCGACCCAGCAAAAUUAUCAGAGCCAACUGGUCACAUAAUCCAUAUAUUCUUGGAUCAUACAGUCAUGCGGCUAAAGGUCAAACCGAACACAUCAAAGCUAUAGCGGAGCCGACUUGGUUCUACCGCUCUGCCAGAGGUGUUUUAGAGAAGCAGAUUCCUGGUUUGCUGUUCGCUGGGGAAGCUACCCAUCCCACGUGGUUCUCUACCGUGCCGGGUGCAAUGGAGAGUGGACAACGUGAGGCGGACAGAAUCAUUGUGCUCUAUACAAAAUCCUGACUAGGACGGGAAUCACUCUCGCUGGAAGAUGCAGUUCCGCCAGUCCAGGAGGACGCCGGUCUGCUGUUUCUCAGCGCUGACCUAUCGAGUGGCAGCCGACAGGGGCGCGACAAAUGGCCUCUCAACAAUGACAUGUCACGUGAAGCCAUUGAUGAGGAACCAAUGGAACAUCGUUCCUAUGAUAAACUGGAGGGGAAUGAUGAAGAACCACCCUAAAAUUAAAGCGCUGUGAACAGAAAGACCAAGCCACUCGCAUUAAGUGCGCUUUAAUUGAUAUUUUCGGAAAUAUGAGGACAUAUAUAUUUCACUUCCUAAGCAUUUGCACCGCUUUUGAUAACCGCACGAUAACGCACGAUUGUUUGCCUGUAAUUAAUUUGUGAAUGAAUUUCGUGCGUUAUUCUGCAUAAACAUAACCUCUAAUACAGUGAAAAGAGACAAACUUAGCUUUUCCUGCCGUAAUUUUUUUUUAUAAUUUUCCUGAAUUGAUUCUUUUGAUACGCCUUUCCCGAUUUCCUGAGUUUGCAACUUGUUAUAACUUUGAGCAGUGUGCUGCAUAUACAGUGUGUAUCUGUUGCAGUGUCUUUUCUAAGCCUAUUGUUAAUAAAUGUUUGAGACCA
This is a messenger RNA of Paramacrobiotus metropolitanus, 2332 nucleotides long. RefSeq names its product spermine oxidase-like. The transcript has 8 exons. The coding region runs from base 117 to 1715 and encodes 532 amino acids. Gene Ontology annotation, molecular function: polyamine oxidase activity. NCBI's taxonomy places the organism in Eukaryota, Metazoa, Tardigrada, Eutardigrada, Parachela, Macrobiotidae. The record is from RefSeq and is a predicted model, not a curated record.